Halteromyces radiatus is the source of this 1521-nucleotide messenger RNA. RefSeq names its product amino acid permease/ SLC12A domain-containing protein. Gene Ontology annotation, molecular function: amino acid transmembrane transporter activity. The coding region runs from base 1 to 1521 and encodes 506 amino acids. The record is from RefSeq and is a predicted model, not a curated record. Gene Ontology annotation, cellular component: membrane. Gene Ontology annotation, biological process: amino acid transmembrane transport. Lineage: Eukaryota; Fungi; Mucoromycota; Mucoromycetes; Mucorales; Cunninghamellaceae. The transcript is spliced from 16 exons.
AUGCCUAUAGACGAAGAAACUGGUCUAAAAAGAGAUUUGAAGCCACGUCAUUUAGCAAUGAUUUCAAUAGGUGGAACCAUUGGUCAAGGAUUAUUCUUAUCUUCAGGAGCUAAUCUAAGCAAAGCAGGACCAGCUGGCUUGUUGAUAGCAUACAUGAUGAUUGGGACAGUGGCUUAUUUUGUUGCUUUACAAUUGGGAGAAAUGAGUGCGUAUAUACCAAUCUCAGGUUCAUUUACCGUUUAUUGCCGACGGUUCGUACAUAAAUCAUUUGGAAAUGCUGUGGGUUAUAACUAUGUUUUUUGUUGGUCAAUCAUUGUUGCAGUGGAACUAACAGCGAUACCUUUGGUAAUGAAGUUUUGGACAAACGUUGUUCCUGAUUGGGCAUGGUCUGCAAUCUUUUUAGUGGUGAUGUUCCUUAUCAACUUGUUUGGCGCUAAAGCUUGGGGUGAAUCAGAAUAUUGGUUCACUCUGAUCAAGAUUCUUGCUGUUUUAUUGUUUGUCAUCGUUGGAUGUUUGACCUCUGGAGGUGUUCUUGGGGGUACUGUAUAUGGGUUCAAAUACUGGUCAGAUCCUGGUGCUUUUUCUAAUGGUGUUCUCGGUGUCAUCAAUGCACUUGUGUUAGCUGCCUUGACAAUGACUGGUGUUGAAAUCGUAGGUGUCAGUGCUGGUGAAUCAAAAAAUCCUGCAAAAUCUAUUCCAAGUGCUGUUCGAAAUGUCUUUUAUCGUAUUGUGUGUAUAUAUCUUGCCUCUGUAUUCGUUAUGGGAAUGGUGAUCCCAUAUAAUGAUCCUCACAAUUUUGCUACAGGUCAUCGUGAUGUCAGUAUUUCUCCCUUUACACUGGUGUUCCAAAAAGCUGGUCUUGAAGGAGCUGCUCAUGUAGUCAAUGCUGUUAUUCUCACAACUUUACUCUCUUGUGGUAAUAGUGGAAUGUAUGUCACUACAAGAACUCUUCAGGCACUUGCAAAGGAAGGCAUUGCACAUAGAAAACUAGCUUAUACUACAAAAUCUGGUGUCCCAAUUUAUGCUCUAUUUUGUACAUGUGCUGUUUCACUGGUCUGUUUCUUGACAUCAUUUAUUCCUGGUGAAGUACUUUUCCUGGUUCUUUCUGAUUUAGGUGGAAUUGCUGGUCUUAUUACCUGGGCAGCUAUCGCUAUAGCUCACUAUAGAUUCAGAAAAGCAUUUCUUACUCAAGGACAUCAACUUUCAGAACUUCCAUAUGUAGCAAUGGGUUAUCCUUUUGCUAACUUCUUUGUAGCUGUUGCCUGUGUUAUCAUUAUUAUUAUUUCUGGUUGGUCUUACUUUGUACCUGCAUCUCCUCAAGGGCUUGUCGGUAGUUACGGAGGACCGAUCAUCUUCAUUGGUGGAAUGGUGAUACACAAAUUUUGGACAAAAUCAAAUAUGGUACCAAUAGAUGAAGUAGAUGUGAUUAGUGGAGCAAGAAUGGAUUGGAAGGAAGAUAGUAUAUUAGCAUUAGACAGUAAGUCAUCUUUUUGGAAUAAACUUGUAUCUAUAUUUACUUGA